This is a messenger RNA of Fulvia fulva, 1044 nucleotides long. Its product is annotated as Glyoxylate reductase. The coding region runs from base 1 to 1044 and encodes 347 amino acids. Gene Ontology annotation, molecular function: glyoxylate reductase (NADPH) activity; NAD binding; hydroxypyruvate reductase [NAD(P)H] activity. Gene Ontology annotation, cellular component: cytosol. The record is from RefSeq and is a predicted model, not a curated record. Lineage: Eukaryota; Fungi; Ascomycota; Dothideomycetes; Mycosphaerellales; Mycosphaerellaceae. The transcript has a single exon.
AUGUCCACUCAAAGGCCCAUCCUCCUCCACUGCGGCGCCGACAUCCGCUGGAACCAUGACCUCUACAAAACUCUUCAGUCGAAAUUCACAAUCGUCCGAAGCCACAGCAUGUCCCGGCAAGAUUUCAUUCAGGCUCUCAAGAACAAGACUUUCGGCGACUUUGUAGCAAUCUACCGUCCCUUCUGGGGCACCGGCGGCGAGAUGUCUCCGUGGAACAAAGAACUGAUCGACCUCUUACCUUCCUCGUGCAAGAUUGAUACCUCUGCUGGUGCCGGAUUCGACUGGGUUGACACGGAAGCACUUGCCAAGAGGGGUGUCAUUUACUGUAAUGCUGGCGCCGCAUGUACAGAAUCUGUGGCUGACACGGCGAUCUGGUUAAUUCUUUCGGGCAUGAGAGACUUCACAUAUAGUGCUAUCGCGGCGAGGACUUGUGAAGCUGAGAAGUUCAAGGAUGCACAGCGACGGGCUGCACUCACGAGGAACCCCAGAGGGCACAGUCUGGGCAUCAUUGGACUGGGUAAGAUCGGACAGAGUAUCGCGAAGAAGGCGUAUCAAAGUUUUGGGAUGAAUGUCAUCUACAAUGAUGUGAGGCGGCUGCCCGAGAGUGUUGAGGGGGAGUUCUGGGCGAAGUACUAUCCUGACUUGGAUAGCAUGUUGGCGGUGGCGGAUGUGGUGCUUGUGGCUACGCCAUUCGGCGGUGAAGCGGUCAUCAACGCGGACAAGCUUGCGAAGAUGAAGAAGGGAUCGAGACUGAUCAACAUUGCGAGGGGGAAGCUCAUUGAUGAGAAAGCAUUGGUAGAUGCGCUGAAGAGUGGGCAUCUUGCGGGCGCUGGCCUGGAUGUGCACUUCGAUGAGCCAAAUGUGAACCCGGAGCUAGCCGCUAUGGAUAACGUUGAGAUGCUGAGCCAUACAGCUGGAGCGAGCGUGGAUUCGCAUAUGGGGUUCGAGACUCUGGGCAUGGAGAAUAUCUUGCAGUUCUUUGAGACGGGGAAGGCGAUUAGUCCGGUGAACUUGCAUUUCUUUGAGGAGAAGUCGAAGCUAUAG